GACGACAAUGAUAUUUAAGAGCGUUGCGGUUCCCUAGGUAGUUUUGGUUUCUGGACAUCAUCCAUCAAUCUCCAGUCAACUUAACUCAUUGAACAAACACCACUACAACAAACCCAUACACAUUCUCCCCCUCCAAAAAACCCACUUACAGCCACCAUGUCUCUCCAAACCGAACUCGAGAACGUCGACAAGCAAUUCUCCCACGCCCCCGCCGAGAUCCGAGACCCCAUCAUCUCAACCCGUCUCGACUUCGCCAAGUCCUUCGACCCCACCAACGCCAUCAAAGUCGGCCAAAAAAUCCCCUCCUUCACCCUCCCCGACUCCCUCAACAAAACCGUCUCCAGCACCGACCUCCUCGCCGCCGGGCCUCUGCUCAUAACAUUCUACCGCGGCGGCUGGUGUCCCUUCUGCAACAUCGCCCUGCACGCCCUGCAAGCCAAGCUGCCCGAGAUCAAAGCCAAAGGCGUGACCCUCGUCGCCAUCACCCCCGAGCUCCCCGACAGCUCGCUCACGACCGCCGAGAAGCAGGGGCUCACGUACCCCGUGCUCUCCGACGUGGGGAAUAAGUACGCGCACCAGCUCGGGAUUGUCUGGGCCCAGCCCAGCGAGCUGCGCGAGGUGUUUGCGAAGAUUGGCAAUGAUUUGAAGAAGAGGAAUGGCGAUGAUUCUCUGGAAGUGCCGAUCCCGGCGACCCUGCUCGUGGAUCGGGAGGGUACGGUGAGGAAUUUGUUUUUGGAGGCUAAUUAUUCGAAGAGGGUUGAGCCGGAUGAGGUUUUGGGGUGGAUUAAUGCGCUAUAGAGGUUGGUGGUUGGUGGAGGGGCUGAGGUGGAGGAUGAAUAAAGGUAUUACAUUUGUUGGUGGAGAUAUGAUUAUGUUCCAACUUACGUACUCACGUUCCUAGAUAGUAGGUAGCGUCUUUGAGGGAUGUUCAAUUCCAUACAGAAUACAUACGUGUUGAAUCUCAA
Molecule: messenger RNA, 965 nt
Organism: Annulohypoxylon maeteangense
Lineage: Eukaryota; Fungi; Ascomycota; Sordariomycetes; Xylariales; Hypoxylaceae
Product: AhpC-TSA-domain-containing protein
Exons: 1
Coding region: 157-798 (213 amino acids)
Biological process (GO): cellular response to oxidative stress; cell redox homeostasis
Cellular component (GO): cytoplasm
Molecular function (GO): thioredoxin peroxidase activity
Source: RefSeq, a predicted model, not a curated record